Messenger RNA from Pelobates fuscus (common spadefoot toad), 4489 nucleotides. It is a transcript of the gene TACC1, whose product is annotated as transforming acidic coiled-coil containing protein 1. Gene Ontology annotation, biological process: mitotic spindle organization; cerebral cortex development; cell population proliferation. Gene Ontology annotation, cellular component: cytoplasm. The transcript is spliced from 13 exons. Bases 651 to 2630 code for a protein of 659 amino acids. The record is from RefSeq and is a predicted model, not a curated record. NCBI's taxonomy places the organism in Eukaryota, Metazoa, Chordata, Amphibia, Anura, Pelobatidae.
AUCACAUCUAGAUAUUCAGAAACAACACAUCUAGAUAUCCAGAGACACAUCACAUCUAGAUAUCCAGAGACACAGCACAUCUAGAUAUUUAGAAACAGCACAUCUAGAUAUUCCGAGACACAGCACAUCUAGAUAUCCAGAGACACAGAACAUCUAGAUAUCCAGAGACACAGAACAUCUAGAUAUCCAGAGACACAGCACAUCUAGAUAUUCAGAGACACAGCACAUCUAGAUAUCCAGAGACACAGCACAUCUAGAUAUUCAGAGACACAGCACAUCUAGAUUUAGAGCCUGCAGAUAGGUUCACAGAGAGCUGUGUGUGCUGUGAUCCUCCCUGCUGUGUGCAGUAGUACAGUCUGCUAAGGGGGGAGAGAGGAGGAAUAAUAGCACAUAGCACGGUGAUGCCAGACAGCUGAUUCCCACAGCUACAUGCAGCAUCGAGGGAAGAGAUUAGCCUUUUAGGAUCUCAGUGUUAAAGAUUAAGUUUUCAGGAUCCUGGUCAUGGUGUACAGAGGGAGUUAGUCCCAGCUGCGAGCAGAGUUGGAGGAUAAAUCUGGUAGCAGUGGGUUGAUUUAUAAGUAUAUAGUUUUCUAUAUUUUGGAGGGUGGGUAGUUUUAAUUGUAUAUUUGUGUUAGUGUUGUUUUAUAAGGAUGGCAUUCAGCCCAUGGCAGAUGCUGUCACCUGUUCAGUGGGCAAAAUGGACAUGGUCAGCAGUGAGAGGAGGAGGGGAGGUUGAGGAGGAGGAUCAUUCCCAGGAUUCUGGUUCAGACUCGGAGGGACACUUUGACACACCAGAGGCGGCAACACCAGUUCCAUCACCUGUAAAGGAAGCGGCCCGAGUUUUGUUUGCAGAACCACAAAAAGAGAUUACACACCUUGUAUCUGAAUUAUCUUUAAAUGACAAUAACAACUCUCAUAGCAAUGACACAGAACAUGUCUUGGCAAAGAAAACAGGAAAAACAGACAACACAUCCAACUUGAAUUUAGAUGAAUCCUUUCCACAGUUUAAAGAUGAAACAAGCGGUACACCUGUUGAUUUACCAGAAUGUCAUUCAGAGAAAACUGUUGUGCAGCAACCAGAAAAGCUACCAAAAGACGAAUCUCACUUUCAAGGAUGUGACCAUGACAUUCUACAGAAGAAGCUGUUUGGGGAAAAUGUAGACAUUGGGUUUAUAGAUAAAGUGAAUGUCUCCAACAGUGGUGAUGAAGACUGUGGUAGUGAUGGUGUGCUUCAACCUGACCACGCUCAGUCUUCUGUCUUGGAGGUCCAGGAUCAAAACUACACAGAACCUACCACGGUGACAGAAAUCAAUGCAAUAGAUGUUUUAGAUAAUGAAACCAAGAAAAUUUCACCAAGAAAAAUUCCUAAAUCUGGCAACAGACUUCCAUCAAAAAAACAGAAAGAUACUGCUAACAGAACUACCAGCUUAGAACGUUUGGACAAGAAUGUGGAAUUGUCUUCGUCAACUGACCCUGAUGAGCCUCCCAUACCAAAAACCUCCUAUAACUUUGAUCCAAGCCAGUGGGAUGACCCCAACUUUAACCCAUUUGGAGGAAAAUCUGCUUUGCACUCCUCACCUACUCUCCCCAAAGCAUCCAACAGAUUCAACAAAGAACCAAUAGAUGACAAUACAGACAGUUUUGGGCCAGAGAAAAACUCUGUUGAUGGUGAUCUUAAGUGGGAAUCCAAACAAAGAAUGGAGCCUGGAAGCAAUAGUUCAUCACCAAAGAUGGCAAGAUCUCGUCUGAUCACGACUUCUGAGCAAGUGAAAUUUCUCUGUUUUUUGUUAAACAGCUGCAAAGUACAGAACUAUGAAGGAUCAUCACUUGUGCUCGAUGUCUGCACACAGCAAGAAGAUGAAUCUCCUAGCCUAGAGAAGAGGGAGGGCCAUGCUACAGAUGAGGAGAAGCUGGCAUCUGUUCCUGGUCCCCAAACCACAGGAUCAGGCAUCAAGAAUGAUGAUGAACAAGAAUUCUUUGAGUGUUCCAAUGACUCUAUUACAGUCUUGGAAAAGAAGCUAGCUGUUGAACACCCUGAUCCUGAUUCUAAUAUCAUUAUAAAGGAGAUUGAAGCAAAGGACUGGAAAGUGAAGUAUGAAGAGAGCCGCACAGAGGUGCUUGAAAUGAGGAAAAUUGUUGCAGAAUAUGAAAAAACUAUUGCACAGAUGAUUGAAGAUGAGCAGAGAGGCAAGAUGGCUUCUCAGAAGAACCUCCAGCAACUCACUCUUGAAAAGGACCAAGCCAUAACUGACCUCAACUCAGUGGAACGUUCUCUCUCUGAUCUUUUUCGGCGUUACGAGAAUCUUAAAGGUGUUCUUGAGGGGUUCAAGAAGAAUGAAGAAGCCCUUAAGAAGUGCGCCCAGGAUUAUUUAGCACGAGUAAAGCAAGAGGAGCAGAGGUACCAAGCCCUGAAGCUCCAUGCAGAGGAGAAGCUGAACAAAGCCAAUGAAGAGAUUGCCCAAGUUCGGACCAAGGCAAAAGCAGAAAGUGCAGCUCUCACAGCCACGCUGAGAAAGGAGCAAAUGAAAGUGGAUUCGCUGGAAAGAGCGCUUCAGCAAAAGAACCAGGAGAUCGAAGAGCUAACAAAAAUUUGUGAUGAACUGAUUGCUAAGAUGGGAAGGAAUGACUGAUGAACCCCCACGCUCCCCAGAAUUAAUGAAUUAACCUUCUGCUUCUUUGCCUGUCUGAAAUUGAUUGGUCCACUCCUUUGAACUUGAAGAGGCAAAUGUUUAUUUACACACGUAUCUGAUCCUUGAAUCUUAUUUUAAAUGAUACAAAAGGCAUCUCUUUCUACACAUGAAAUAGUGUUUAUGGUUAUGUUGUAUGUGAUGUGUGAUACUCUGGCGAAGACACUGAUGAGAAGCUUGUUUGUUCUAUGAUGAUAAAGAAUGGGAUUUCCAGUGACUGUUCUCUGAGAGAAUGAAUCACUUCCUAAGUAUGUUCACACAGACCCUCCUGUUUGUGUGGUUAAAAGGGGCUUUUAUGCUCGUGGUUACUGUAAAUGAAUAGGGUUGUUGAGUAUUAUAUGGGUAAUAUUGAUGCCAUCUGUUCCUGCAAUGUUACCCCUAUUUGUGCUUCAACUGUAUUUGGGUAUGUCAGUAGAUUACCUGUCCCAUUUGAGCAUGAUCCCAGUCUUAAGCCUUUUUAGCUGCAAUUAGUGGGCCUUACAGGAUUUCAGAUAGAGUAUGCCUGCUUCACAAUGAGGACAUACCACAAAUAAACUAUUUAACGCAUUCUGAUACAAAACAUACAUUGUACAGCAAAAGAGUAUAUCACCAAGUGCUUAUAGAAACCAGGGAUUAGAGAUUUAAUAGUUCCCACUCUUCUGCAUUAAGAGGUUUCAGUGAGUAAUGCAGGAUUAACAGCCGUCAUAGCAGCCAGACAACUGUCUAAUUGUUGCCAGGAGAUUAGAACUCCCUCUUUUUUUAUUGGGUUUGAACAAUGCAGACAUGAUGUUCAGUGCUGCAGAGUGCAACAGGUUUGUCCUCACGGGGUGGAAGUGCACAUAGAGGCAAUGUAUACUGUAAGAGGAUGAAAUGAAAUUCAUUUUUGACUAUGAUCUCUUUACUGUACACAAUAUUGGCUUGUCCAAUGUAAUCUCUGUAGAAAAAAAACACAAAGUUGCAGUUCCUUAGUUAAAUAGCUACCCCACCCCGUCUAGUUUUUAUUUAGCUGCUUUUUGUUUACAUCAAGGGGCUUGUAGAUUCAUUUUGAGAGGUCUGACAAAAUAUUGGUACAUAGAAGACCAGGCUUUUAGAGUUAAAGCUAUAUUUAACCAAAUUUAGUUGUUUUUCAAGUGGCCGUGACAUUUUGCAACAAUCAGAGGCACACAAAAAUAUAGAUGAGAUACGUUUCUUUAUAGAGGGAUCAUAUUCUCUUAGCAAAUAUUUUUUUUCUCAUUAAAUAUUGUAGAUAUUCUUAUUUUCUUAAGCCCACAAAAAGUGCCCUUCACACUGUCCAUACCAUGAAUAUUAACUUAAGUGCCACCAUUUUGAAAAUGGUCAACUUUGACUGUGUAGAGCUAAGGUAAUAAUCGUGGUCUCUCUAACCACAUUUUAUUUUGUUUAUCACUAUAGUAUGGUCAUUUUUUAGGCUUGAGGACCCAAAAAGGUUAAAAAUGAAUAAUUUUGUAAUGGCCUUAUUUAAAAGCAUUGUUGCCCUGAGAGAUUUAUAAAUUUUGAGCUGCUAUCCCUGUUUGCCAGAUAAAAUCUAUGUUAAAGGAUAUAUUUUUCCAUAUAUACAUGGAAGCCAAAUAACGUUUGCAUUAUGGGAAUCACAAUCAUAGCGUAAUGGCAAGUGAUAAAAAAAAAAAAAAGGCUUCGUAAAUAUUUAACGGCAGUAUAUUUUAUAUACAGCAAAUGUUUUUUAUAUGUUCAGGUAAAUACUUGACAGUUCUGACACAAACAAGAUUAAAUGUGACUAAUAUAUGAAUACAUAUAUAUUUUUUUCCUUGUUUGAUUGUGUAUGUAUAAACUGUGUUUAAAAUCCA